This is a messenger RNA of Ostreococcus lucimarinus CCE9901, 621 nucleotides long. RefSeq lists its product with no specific name. Gene Ontology annotation, molecular function: DNA binding; DNA-binding transcription factor activity. The coding region runs from base 1 to 621 and encodes 206 amino acids. Lineage: Eukaryota; Viridiplantae; Chlorophyta; Mamiellophyceae; Mamiellales; Bathycoccaceae. The record is from RefSeq and is a predicted model, not a curated record. The transcript has a single exon.
AUGCCGCACAACGCGGCGACGGUGACGCGGCCGGGAGAGGGGAAGGCGCCCCCGCGCGGGGCGGCGGUGCACAUGACGGAGCGACAGUUGUACGCGUUUCGGCAGCAGAUCGCGGCGUACGCGCACAUAUGUCAACAGUUGUUGCAGAUAACGACGGUGAGCGCGACGCAACAGACGCCGAGACAGCGUGAGGCGAGGUACGAGGUGCCGGGAUCGGCGGGCGCGCACGCGGGGGCGAACGCGAGCGCGCAGGCGUUCGCGGCGAUGGCGGCGAGCGGGACGGCGAACGCGCAGCAGAGAAAGACGUACGAGGAGGGACAGCGCGUCGGACGCGGGGAAGAUAAGGGCGUGCGAGGACCGAGAUGGAGUGGAACGCCGGAUCAGUACAAGAUUUUGGAGGAUUUGUUCUUGGCGGGCGAGCAACCGCCCGUGCGAGCGAGAUUGACGGAGAUUACGAAGCGGCUGCAAGAACACGGGCCCAUUCAAGAACACAACGUGUACAAUUGGUUUCAAAACCGACGGAGCAGGGAAAAGAAAAGGUUGGCGGAAGAACGCGCGUCGAACGAUGCGGCGCUCGACAAUCAACCGCUCGCGUCGCGGUACGGCGUGGGCGAACGAUGA